AUGUUCGGAUUCGGUCGCAAGAACGAGUUCCCCGUCGACGGUCGAACUGUCCUGAUCACUGGUGGCUCUGAUGGCAUGGGUCGUGCUCUCGCCAUCCAGCUCGCCGCCAAAGGCGCUCACGUCGUUGUGGUUGCUCGAACUGUCUCCAAGCUUCAGAACACCGUUGAAGCGCUCAAGCUCAUCGCUCUCAACCCCAUGAAGCAGCGCUUUCACUACAUCAGCGCGGAUCUGAUUGAUAGCGCCGAAUGUGAACGGGUGAUUUCCGAGGCCACUGCCUGGAAUGACGAUUGUGCCCCCGAUGCUGUCUUCUGUUGUGCCGGCUUCUGCCACCCGGGUUUCUUUACCGAUGUGCCCCUCUCAGUCCAGCGUCAGCAGAUGGACACUGUCUACUGGACUGCCGCUAACACGGCCCACGCCACCCUGCGCAAAUGGCUGACCCCCAUUUCCCCAAGUGGGCAGGUCAAAACCCCUCGUCGGCACUUCAUCUUCACUUGCUCUACCCUCGCAUUCGUCCCAGUCGCCGGUUAUGGUCCUUACUCACCGGCCAAGGCUGCCAUUCGCUCUUUGUCUGAUACCCUCAGCCAGGAGAUCGAGAUGUACAAUGGAGCCUAUAGCCAGCGACACCGCAACUCGGCUCCUGCUGCUGAUAUCAAGAUUCACACUGUCUUCCCCAUGGGCAUUCUCAGCCCUGGGUUUGACAACGAGCAGAAGAUCAAGCCCGAGUUGACCAAGAAGCUCGAGGAGGCCGACAAGCCCCAGACUCCCGAGGAGGUCGCUCGGAUCACCAUCGCCGCUCUGGAGCGUGGUGAAUAUCUGAUCACCACCAUGUUUGUGGGCAAUAUUAUGAAGGGAACUGCUCUCGGAGCCAGCCCUCGCAAUGCUAUCGUCGGCGACACCCUGCUCAGCUGGCUUAGCAACCUGGUCUUCCUUCAAGUUAUUCCUGAUCUUCGCAACAAAGCAUUCAACUGGGGCAAGAACAACGGACUUCCCAAGACCUCGUCCUAA
Molecule: messenger RNA, 1005 nt
Organism: Penicillium cataractarum
Lineage: Eukaryota; Fungi; Ascomycota; Eurotiomycetes; Eurotiales; Aspergillaceae
Gene: ksrA
Product: 3-dehydrosphinganine reductase
Exons: 3
Coding region: 1-1005 (334 amino acids)
Biological process (GO): sphingolipid biosynthetic process
Cellular component (GO): endoplasmic reticulum membrane
Molecular function (GO): 3-dehydrosphinganine reductase activity
Source: RefSeq, a predicted model, not a curated record